Messenger RNA from Mesorhabditis belari, 1170 nucleotides. The record is from the annotation of a GenBank genome assembly. NCBI's taxonomy places the organism in Eukaryota, Metazoa, Nematoda, Chromadorea, Rhabditida, Rhabditidae.
AUGAUUGAUCAGAUAAUCAACAAUGGAGCAGCGGAUUUGGAUCCACCCACUUCUUCCAAUCGACGCUCAUCACGAAGAAAUACGAUCGAUAAUGAUUUCAACGGUGAAAUGAUGAAUGUGCUGAAAGAAGAGCCGGAGGAUUUAGCUCUAACAACUCCGCUGGCACCCACUCGACUCAAAUCGGCGAGAAGAAAGACAUCAGACGCUCUGAGCAAGGAAAUAAAUGAUAAAACGAACUCUAAUAUUUCUACUCCUCAAGCAAGUGUUACUGAACCGGAAUCACAAAUGAUUGAUGUUUCGCGAAGUUUUCAAGCGUCCUCUCGUCGCAAAUCCGCGCCUUCUAAACUCAAGGAACUCAAGGAGACGCCGAAGAGUCGAGCGAUUGAGAUGGAUAAACAGAAAACGGUGGAUCAUGAUUUGUCCGCAACGUCUCACGGCUCAUCGCAACGCAAAUCAUCGGUGACUGAAACGCCCCAACUCAACACAUCUCUCCAACUUCUCGUGACAUCGAUUUUCACUGGUUCACUUCGUCGAUCGACUCGCAUUGCUGCACAGGGCUCGAAAUCAUCUUCACCGCGUCAAUAUUCUCCAGAGUUGCAACCUUCCUCAAAUUCGCGCAAAUCUCCCAAAACGAAGCUGCCAACUAAAACUCCAAACAAGAGUGCUUCCAAAUCUCGUCGAGUAGCUGGUGCACCAAAGGAAUUGAGCGAUGAUAUCGUGUAUCUGGGAAGAACUCGCGGAAGAAAGUCGGAGCCACAGGUGCGACGAAAAGAGGAAACAAUGCAACUCGUGCCGGUCAGGAGAUCGCAGCGCAAAUCGGCCCCAGUGAAACGAUUGAACACGAAUUCUUUCACACCAAGCGUUCCACGCAAGAAAGCGAUCAUGAUGAAACCGAGCGAUACUACCCACGAAAUGCCAUCGGAUGACCAGAAUUUCUCGAUUCUCGUCUCUCCCUUUCACACAAAUAAACCAUACGUCACGGAGCCGAUGACUCCGGCUCAAUUGCUUCAGCGCAAUUUCUUGUCCGGUUGGGUGCACGAUCAACGGACGAGCACGGAAGGUGGCAAUUUUGACAGGGACUAUCAGAGCGAGAAUUUGGAACGUCGUUGCUCGCAGAUCUGGCGUGACGCUCGGCAACGAAACGCGAGAAACAUUAUGAGACAUCAAAAU